ACGACUUCCGGCGGCUCCUCUCGCGGGGAUUGGUUGUUGGCUGCGUUGCGGCUAAACUCGUGUGCGGCGGCGGAGUCGGCGGCAGAGUCGGCAGUGACUGCAGCAGGAGUUUGGCGCGAUGUCUCACACCAUUUUGCUGGUACAGCCUACCAAGAGGCCAGAAGGCAGAACUUAUGCUGACUAUGAAUCUGUGAAUGAAUGCAUGGAAGGUGUUUGUAAAAUGUAUGAAGAACAUCUGAAGAGAAUGAAUCCCAACAGCCCCUCUAUCACAUAUGAUAUCAGUCAGUUAUUUGACUUCAUUGAUGACCUGGCAGACCUCAGCUGCCUUGUUUACCGAGCUGAUACCCAGACAUACCAGCCUUAUAACAAAGACUGGAUUAAAGAGAAGAUCUACGUGCUCCUUCGUCGACAGGCCCAACAGGCCGGGAAAUAGUUGAGUUUGGAAGCAUUAGGGGGAUGGGGGUGGGCUUGGAACACAGGUGUGUACAGUGUGCUGUAGUAGAAGUUUUGUAUUAUAGUAAUCCUGUUUCCAUUUUGGUACACUCUAGCCAGGAUUGAAUGUAUUAGAUGAGAUAUGAGGAUCUCGUUCAAUCUGAAACCCCCUUUGCCCCCUUCUCUCCACUCCUUUUUUUUUUACUUAAACAUUUUUAUGAUGAUUUAGAUGGAGGUUGGUUUUUGUCAGUUAAUGUUGGUUCCAGUCCUUCAGACUGUUCAUAUCUGCUUUAUAACAUUCACUGUACUAACCCUUCUUCACAUCAGGGUGGGGGUGGUGACGUGGUUUAGUUAUGUCCUCAAGACAAAGUCUUAGUGAGAAACAAAUAAAUGUCCUUUAGUUAUAU
Kogia breviceps (pygmy sperm whale) is the source of this 839-nucleotide messenger RNA. It is a transcript of the gene ERH, whose product is annotated as ERH mRNA splicing and mitosis factor. NCBI's taxonomy places the organism in Eukaryota, Metazoa, Chordata, Mammalia, Artiodactyla, Physeteridae. The record is from RefSeq and is a predicted model, not a curated record.